GCGCAGAAGCCGCCGGGGCGCAGGCGCGCACUGUCCCCACCGCCCCCGGCUCCGCCCCCGGCGGGAAUUCCCUCGCCCGCCGCGGCGCUGCCACGCCCCCUCCCGCCGCCUCCGGGGCCGUCGGCGGGGGCGGCUGCGCCAGACGAUGGGGGUCGAGCCCCGGCGGGCGCUGUCCGGUCGUGGCGUGAGUUAGUGGAUGGCUGAAAGUUGGCUUGACCAUUGAGUUGCUGAAAUGUUUUGCUGCUUGAGAGCCGUGAAAAGCUUGAAGCUUUCAACAGAGUAUCCACAGCUGAAAAUCUCCAAAAGCCAUAUGCUUGUCUUCAAGUUAUGUCUGGAGAAGAUAUUGCUACAAAGCAUUCUGCAGUCAAGAACUUUGUCAGGAGCUGAUGCCAUCAAUGCUCUCAGACCUUUCUAUUUUGCUGUGCAUCCAGAUUUCUUUGGCCAGCAUCCCAAAGAGAGGGAAGUAAAUGAAAACUCUCUGAAGAGGUUAAAUGGCUACUUGGAGAAUCUACAGAAACCAGGAUUUCGCUCCUUUAAGCCAACUCAGCUUACUUUUUAUGUAAGAGAAAGAGAGCCAAACUCUUCUAAUGUUCAAGAAUCCUUCAGUGCUUCAGGGUUUCGAGCAGUCAGUUUUACAUUACAUACUAGGGAUCUCCUGAGCACAGUAUUAGAUAUUCUCAACUCCUGCAGUUUAUCUACGGAGCACGUUCAAAGUUUGAAUGUGAACUCUCAGCCCCACAAGGAAGCACAAGGCACACUCAACAGACCUAUCAAAUGGGAUAAGACUUACUAUUCAUUUACUGGAUUCAAGGAUCCUGAGGAGGAACUAGAACAAGCCCAGAGAGUGGAAACAACUUUAAUAUCCUGGCUAGAUGAUAAUGAAGCAAGUGCAGUAAAAAAGCUGAAAAAGAGUUUGCCACUUAGAAAAGAACUAGAACGUUUAAAAUUUGAACUUUCUCAUCAACUCCAACUCUCAGAUAUCAGGUGGCAGAGAAGCUGGGGUAUUGCUCACCGCUGUAGCCAACUACACAGUCUAGGUCGCUUAGUCCAACAGAGACCUGAAGUAUUAAAGAAUGUUAAAGGACGCACGGUAGUAUUUACAGACCGUUCAGGUAUGAGCGCAGCAGGCCACAUAAUGCUGGGGACCAUGGAUGUUCACCAUCACUGGACCAAAAUUUUUGAGAGAUUGCCAAAUUAUUAUAAACUUCAAAAAAGGCUACUGUUCUUGGAAGAUCGGAUAAGCCAACUUCUGGGAGGCAUACAAGUAAUAUAUAUUGAAGAACUGCAACCCCUAUUGACUCUAGAAGAGUACUACGAGACUCUGGACUCUUUCUAUAAUAAAUUGCGUGACAGUAGACUACCUUUUCAUCCUCGCAGUCUGCGAGGCUUGCAAAUGAUUCUGGAAAGUGACAGAUAUGCACCAAGCUUACAUGAAUUUGGACACUUUAUGAUCCCAACAGUUUGUGAUCCAGCAACCCUUCAAUGGUUUAUUUUUGCCAAAGCACAGGAAGCAAGAGAGAAUCUGAAAAGAAAGGAAGAGAUGAUGAUUACAGAAAAAGAGCUCAUCGAUACUUCCACUGAAAAAUUUUCUUUGGAUCGGCUGUAUAAGGAACCCAGUGUUUCCAGUGCACAGAUGAUAGAUUGUUGUAAGCGACUGCUGGAAGAAUCAUUGCCAUACCUACAAGGCAUGCACCUUUGCGUUUCGCACUUCUACUCUGUGCUGCAGGAUGGAGACCUGUGCAUACCUUGGAACUGGAAAAACUGAGGACAUAUCUGAUAAUCAGAUGAAUUGUUUAUUUUCUGUAAGAGGCUAUAAAUAUGAAUGUUUUUAAGAGUAAAUUAUUUAAAUCUGUAUUUUGAUAUCAGUAUUCAACCCACAAAUUUUCUUUAACUGCUACUCAAAAAGGAUUGGAGUCCUUGACAAUUUGCACAAUGCGCAGUAUUGCCGGUUCUGGGAAAGACACCUGUACAUUCUCUAUACUACUGUAGGAGUCCCAGUGUAUGGUAGCAGUUGUGAAACCACAUUUUUGUAGUGAAUUAUGAAAAUAUAUUAAAUUGCAAGUCUGCAAAAAUGUGCAUGAAUAUUGCUGGAUGGGUCUUCUUAAAUAGUGUACUACUGAAACCCAACAUUAUAUGUAAUCUUAAGGGAUUCAUUGAGUGCAAAAGUUGAGUACAUAAGUUAUCUGGUGGCAACAUUGGCAUUUCAUGUAGCUACCUGUUACUGAAUUAAAAAGGACAAGGGAAAAAACACCAGGGUGUCUCUGCUUUGCAGAAGAAAGCAGUACAUUGACUCCGUCUCUAACAGUAGAUUUUCAUUUGCUGGUCCAAUAUUGUUGCCUCAGAAUUUCAAAAUAUGCCAGUUGUACUGUCUGCAGUUACUUUAAAGGAGAUGUCAUUCUCUCUUUGUUUUCUGACAUUUGCUCCAUAAAUACAGACAGUCCUCUUUACUUACGCUAUAGCAGGUUGCAGAUCCCAUUCACACACUUAAAACCUGAGUAGUUUAAUGUGACAUCUAAGGAAAGGAAGCAUUGAUUUGUGUGGGAUUGUCUGCAAGGGUAAGUACUUCUCAGUGAAAGCAAGGAGUUUGCAGUAAGGCAAAUGCGUAGAUCCUUUUUUUUUUUUUUUCCCCAAGGAAUAAAGUACCAGUAAUAAAGUGUGAAUGUAUGUCAACACUUUUUCAUUGUAAUACAUGCCAAGAUGCAUUCUGUAUUUGGGUUACUACUUUGCAAAAUUUCCUUUGAGAAGAACCAAGUGUUUCAUGUUUCUGACUUGAAUUCACCUAUAACAACUGAUAAAAAAAAAGUAAUUGUCAAA
Grus americana (Whooping crane) is the source of this 2814-nucleotide messenger RNA. It is a transcript of the gene TCAIM, whose product is annotated as T cell activation inhibitor, mitochondrial. Gene Ontology annotation, cellular component: mitochondrion. The record is from RefSeq and is a predicted model, not a curated record. NCBI's taxonomy places the organism in Eukaryota, Metazoa, Chordata, Aves, Gruiformes, Gruidae. The coding region runs from base 233 to 1765 and encodes 510 amino acids. The transcript has 12 exons.